Capsella rubella is the source of this 524-nucleotide messenger RNA. RefSeq names its product phosphoribosylaminoimidazole-succinocarboxamide synthase, chloroplastic. The record is from RefSeq and is a predicted model, not a curated record. The coding region runs from base 75 to 428 and encodes 117 amino acids. Gene Ontology annotation, biological process: 'de novo' IMP biosynthetic process. NCBI's taxonomy places the organism in Eukaryota, Viridiplantae, Streptophyta, Magnoliopsida, Brassicales, Brassicaceae. Gene Ontology annotation, molecular function: phosphoribosylaminoimidazolesuccinocarboxamide synthase activity. Gene Ontology annotation, cellular component: cytoplasm; chloroplast stroma. The transcript has 6 exons.
UACUUACACCAACAACUAAGGCUGCGGAUCAUGAUGUGCCCAUCUCUCCAAAUGAGAUAGUUGAACGUGGAUUCAUGACACAAGCUGAUUUUUAUGAAGCAAGUAUGAAAGCUUUGAGCUUGUUUGAGUUUGGGCAGCGGGUUGCCAAGGAACAUGGACUGAUACUGGUGGACACAAAGUAUGAGUUUGGAAGAAGUAGUGAUGGCUCAAUCUUAUUGAUUGAUGAGAUUCAUACACCCGAUUCCAGCAGAUACUGGCUUGCAGGUUCAUAUGAAGAGCGGUUUAAAAAAGGCAUGGAGCCUGAAAAUGUUGAUAAGGAGUUUCUAAGAUUGUGGUUCAAAGAGAACUGCAAUCCGUAUGAGGACGAGAUCCUGCCUGCUGCCCCAGCAGAACUCGUGACUGAAUUAGCUUGGCGGUAUGUAUUUUGAUCUGUAAACUUUAUUAUAAGAUUGUUCGACUAGAUGCUUUCGAUAUGGAAAGGUACAUUGUCUGUGUACAUGGUUUAGGCUCUGUGAAAUCAGACA